Xyrauchen texanus (razorback sucker) is the source of this 3959-nucleotide messenger RNA. It is a transcript of the gene xpnpep2, whose product is annotated as X-prolyl aminopeptidase (aminopeptidase P) 2, membrane-bound. Gene Ontology annotation, molecular function: metalloaminopeptidase activity. Bases 444 to 2297 code for a protein of 617 amino acids. The transcript is spliced from 24 exons. The record is from RefSeq and is a predicted model, not a curated record. NCBI's taxonomy places the organism in Eukaryota, Metazoa, Chordata, Actinopteri, Cypriniformes, Catostomidae.
AGAAGAAAGAAAGUCAUACAGGUUUGAAACAACAUACAGCCACACCUAUUGCUUCUGAAGUCAUGGAUUUAACCUCUUGAGGAAGAAAGUCAAACAUGUUUGAAAUUACAUGAGAGUGAGUAAAGGAUGAUAUCAUUUUUGGGGUGAACUUUCUCUUUAAAACCUAGUCCAGCAUUGGAAGGUGGAGUGAGCCUCAUUUUGUGAGCUCAGAAUGAGUUAGCAGAAGAGGGCAGUGUUGCAGAGUUCAGUCUAUAUAAUAUUACAGGAGACGUUGGCUAUAAUUUACUGUGUGACCUGCAGUUGCUUUGCCAUGCCUGGGCAGCAGACAUGCAGUUCGGGCUGAAGAAGGGCCGGGCAGCGAGAGGAACUGUUCUGCAAUUCCUCCGUAUCUGCCACCAACAGCUGUAAACACAACACUAAGGCUUUGUGAUCUCAGGACAGCCAUGAGUCUGUUGAGUAUCUCUGCCUACAUCAUACCUGCGACAGAUGCUCAUCUGAGUGAGUAUAUCGCCCCUAGAGAUGCGAGGUUGAGCUGGAUGUCUGGUUUCACUGGCUCUGCAGGCACAGCAGUUAUUACUCAAAGCAAAGCAGUUUUGUGGACUGACAGCCGCUACUGGAUUCAGGCAGAGAGACAAAUGGACUGUAACUGGGAGCUAAAGCGAGAUGUCUCAAUUCACAGCAUAACCAACUGGCUAAUCAAAGAGAUCCCUGAGGGAGAUCAGGUGGGCUUCGACCCAUUCCUCUUCUCUGUAGACACAUUUGGCAUCUACAACACCAACCUGGCUCCAGCGGGCCGGAUCCUGAAGUCAAUCCCUGAUAACCUGGUUGAUAAAAUAUGGAUAGAUCGACAUCCUCUGCCUCCUGACAACCCCACAUGCUUACCUGAGAGUAUCAUCGAGAGGACCUGGCAGAUGAAGGUUGACCAGAUACGGGCCCAAAUAAAUGAUAAUCCAUACAAGCCCACCGCUGUGCUGCUUUCAGCUUUGGAUGAGACAGCAUGGCUGUUUAAUCUACGAGGCAACGACAUCCCUUUCAAUCCAUUCUUCUAUUCUUACACUCUGCUAACAAUGGAUGAAAUAUGGAUCUUUGUGCACACUGAGCGAAUAACAGAUGAGUUGAAGGAGUAUCUGAAUGUGUCGUGCUACCAUGCCUACUGCGUGCAGCUGUUUGAGUACAGCUCUGUGCGCACAUACCUGCAGACCUAUCUACUUAAACCCAACGUGAGGGUGUGGGUGGGCACAGAGUACACCAACCAGGCCCUGUAUGAGCUCAUUACUCCUGAGGAGAAACUACUGACUAGCACUUACUCUCCAGUGCUGACCGCAAAAGCAGUGAAAGAUGCAACAGAGCAGCGUAUUCUCAAAGAGGCUCAUGUGAGGGACGCAGUCGCAGUCAUGCAGCUUCUGCUGUGGCUUGAGAAGAAAGUCCCAGAGGGAAAAGAGACAGAGCUUACAGCAGCACAUUUCAUUGAUCAGUGUCGCAGUAAGCAAAAGAACAGCAGAGGACCGAGUUUUGAGACCAUUUCUGCAAGUGGACCUAAUGCUGCUCUUGCCCACUAUAGUCCAUCUAAUGAAACUGCAAGAAAGCUUAUGGUGGAUGAGAUGUAUCUUGUUGACUCUGGAGGACAGUAUCUGGAUGGUACUACGGAUAUCACACGUACUGUACACUGGGGUGUACCCACUGACUUUCAAAAGGAGGCCUACACAAGGGUGCUCAUGGGAAAUAUUGAAAUUUCAAGAACCAUCUUUCCUGCUGGAACUAGAGGUGUGAAUGUGGAGAUGCUGGGACGAAGGGCAUUGUGGGAAAUCGGUUUAAAUUAUGGCCAUGGCACAGGUCAUGGUGUGGGCAACUACUUUGGAGUCCAUGAAUGGCCUGUGGGAUUUCAGUCCAAUAAUAUUCCAUUUCAAGAGGGAAUGUUUACAUCAAUUGAACCUGGUUAUUACAAGGAGAAUGACUUUGGUAUACGGAUAGAGGACAUCACUGUUACUAUUCCAGCUACAACAAAGCAUGGCAACAAUUACUUGACUUUUGAAACAGUUUCACUGGUGCCUUAUGACAGAAACCUAAUAGACACAUCUCUCCUUAGCCCUGAGCAGCUCCACUGGUUGAACACAUACUAUGAGACCAUUCGCAGUGUGGUGGGUCCCGAGCUGGAAAAGCAGGGGCUGAAGGAGGAGCAUGCCUGGAUGAUGAAGCACACAUCACCCUUCAUUAGAGCUCAAUCCUCAGCUGUCAUAUUCUCAGUUACACUUUUAGUAACAGCUCUGCCAUCAGCCUUACUGUAUCUUUUGCUUUAAAAGACAUGAGACGGAAGAAUUUAAAACACUCCACUGUGCUCAAUCCUAUUGCCUCUGCUGCUAAUACACUCACCUAAAGGAUUAUUAGGAACACCUGUUCAAUCUCUCAUUAAUGCAAUUAUCUAAUCAACCAAUCACAUGGCAGUUGCUUCAAUGCAUUUAGGGGUGUGGUCCUGGUCAAGACAAUCUCCUGAACUCCAAACUGAAUGUCAGAAUGGGAAAGAAAGGUGAUUUAAGCAAAUUUGAGCGUGGCAUGGUUGUUGGUGCCAGACGGGCCGGUCUGAGUAUUUCACAAUCUGCUCAGUUACUGGGAUUUUCAUGCACAACCAAUUCUAGGGUUUACAAAGAAUGGUGUGAAAAGGGAAAAACAUCCAGUAUGCGGCAGUCCUGUGGGCGAAAAUACCUUGUUGAUGCUAGAGGUCAGAGGAGAAUGGGCCGACUGAUUCAAGCUGAUAGAAGAGCAACUUUGCCUGAAAUAACCACUCGUUACAACCAAGGUAUGCAGCAAAGCAUUUGUGAAGCCACAACACGCACAACCUUGAGGCGGAUGGGCUACAACAGCAGAAGACCCCACCAGGUACCACUCAUCUCCACUACAAAUAGGAAAAAGAGGCUACAAUUUGCAAGAGCUCACCAAAAUUGGACAGUUGAAGACUGGAAAAAAGUUGCCUGGUCUGAUGAGUCUCGAUUUCUGUUGAGACAUUCAGAUGGUAGAGUCAGAAUUUGACGUAAACAGAAUGAGAACAUGGAUCCAUCAUGCCUUGUUACCACUGUGCAGGCUGGUGGUGGUGGUGGUGGUGUAAUGGUGUGGGUGAUGUUUUCUUGGCACACUUUAGGCCCCUUAGUGCCAAUUGGGCAUCGUUUAAAUGCCACGGCCUACCUGAGCAUUGUUUCUGACCAUGUCCUUCACUUUAUGGCCACCAUGUACCCAUCCUCUGAUGGCUACUUCCAGCAGGAUAAUGCACCAUGUCACAAAGCUCGAAUCAUUUCAAAUUGGUUUCUUGAACAUGACAAUGAGUUCACUGUACUAAAAUGGCCCCCACAGUCACCAGAUCUCAACCCAAUAGAGCAUCUUUGGGAUGUGGUGGAACGGGAGCUUCGUGCCCUGGAUGUGCAUCCCACAAAUCUCCAACAACUGCAAGAUGCAAUCCUAUCAAUAUGGGCCAACAUUUCUAAAGAAUGCUUUCAGCACCUUGUUGAAUCAAUGCCACGUAGAAUUAAGGCAGUUCUGAAGGCGAAAGGGGGUCAAACACAGUAUUAGUAUGGUGUUCCUAAUAAUCCUUUAGGUGAGUGUAUGUGCUGGUAGGCCAGGUAUGAAUAGAAAAGCUCCACUGCUGAAUACACGGCCUAUCCUAUACUGUAUACUCUAUCUCUCUCUCUGUCUUUCUCUCUCUCUACACCAUUACUUUUCUUUGACUGGUUUUCUAGACCAUUUUAACUUACAGAUUGACCAGCCCAGAUUGGAUUUUUUAAUUAUGCAAAUGACUAGAAAAGUUGACAUAUCACAAUCACAGCUUUUUGUGACCUAAGUUUGAAUUUUUGUUAAGAUUGUAUAGUAUGUUUAUAGCAUAGAAUUGUUGCUCAUAUCAAAUUAACAAAGAUAAUAUUAAGAAAUUAAUAAAUUGCAUGUGUUUGUAUGCUGUAAAUACAGUACGAUCAAUU